Messenger RNA from Parasteatoda tepidariorum (common house spider), 2547 nucleotides. It is a transcript of the gene twr, whose product is annotated as signal peptidase complex catalytic subunit SEC11 homolog C twr. Lineage: Eukaryota; Metazoa; Arthropoda; Arachnida; Araneae; Theridiidae. Gene Ontology annotation, cellular component: signal peptidase complex; membrane. The record is from RefSeq and is a predicted model, not a curated record. Gene Ontology annotation, molecular function: serine-type endopeptidase activity.
CUCACUAAUGUGGUGGCGCACUACCAAUAGCCAGAUUGAUGAAACAUAUUAUUAUUCAGUACUUUCAGCAAAAGACUCACCAACCACCUUCCAUUUUUUCUGGACUGCGGUUGAAAGUGUGGCCGUGCGACAACUGCACGUUGUGAGCGCAUUAACGCAAAAUCAUCAUUUAUCUCUGCUGCUCUGAUUUCCCUUGUUUACAAGUGAGGUGAAUUACAACUUAACUUUUGCCGGUGAAGUUGACGUGUUGUUUCUGUUUACAGCAAGCAACUAGCAACUGGAAUAUUAAGUUAUAUUCUGUGCAUACGGUGUACUUAAUCUUAUUAUAGUAAAAAGAUAUUUUAUUCAAUCAAGAUGCUAGAAUGUUUAGAUGAUCUUAAGCGCAUGAAUAAGCGCCAACUGCUUUAUCAAUUUUUGAAUUUUGGCAUGAUAGUAUCUUCUGCUUUAAUGAUUUGGAAAGGUUUAAUGGUUGUAACUGGAAGUGAAAGUCCAAUUGUUGUUGUUUUAAGUGGAAGUAUGGAGCCUGCUUUUCACAGAGGGGAUCUAUUAUUUCUGACCAAUCAUAGAGAUGAUCCAGUUCGUGUUGGGGAUAUAGUUGUCUUCAAAGUUGAAGGACGUGAUAUACCAAUUGUUCAUAGAGUCCUUAAAGUUCAUGAAAAGAAUAAUGGCACUGUAAAAAUAUUAACUAAAGGUGAUAAUAACUCCGUUGAUGACAGAGGACUGUAUGCACCUGGACAGCUAUGGUUGGAAAAGAAAGAUAUUGUUGGACGUGCAAGAGGAUUUGUACCAUAUGUUGGUAUAGUAACUAUACUUAUGAAUGAUUAUCCUAAAUUUAAAUAUGCGGUUUUAGGAUGCCUUGGAUUAUUUGUACUUAUUCAUCGAGACUGAAAAAACAAUUUUUUAAAAAAACGAUGGAUCAUUGUUUACCAUCAGGAUCAUUUUUGUCAUGUGAUGCUACUAUGUAGAUCACUUCAUCUAUAACCAGAACUUUUCUUCCCAAGUAUUAUUAUAAAUUUAUUUAAUUCAUUUGAAAAUGUUUGUUCAAAAGUUUAUUUUAAUUCGAAGAAUAUUGUCUCAAAUGUUAAUUGAUCACAAAUUUCAAAGCAUGACAAUUUCAAAACAAAUAUAUUCAAAACAUUAUAUAUUUUUUUCGAACAAAGUUAAAGUGCAAAGAAACUUAAAGGAGGAUGAAACAAUUUUUUUUUCUUUGUCAAUGUGUGCUAUUUUAAUCUGUAAUAAUCCAGAUUUACUUCCAUUUAUAUUUGAGCUUAUGUGGACUGCUGAUAUUUUAAAUUUUAUUUGAAAUUUUUUUAUAUAUCAAGUUAUUAUUUCUUGCUGUUAAAUAAAACGAUAAUAAGGUGUUUCUUUUCUAUACUUUCUUUUGAAAGUUCCACACAAAUUCUUUAAAUUGUGAAUUUCAGCAUCUUUGUUUACGAGAAAUCUGAUAUAUAAUGCUUAUUAUUUGUAAUUUUGUUUGUUUUGUGGUGGACUGUUGGUUUUAUAAUGGAUAUAUGAUUCAAAUUUGUAUCUUGACUUGGAUAAAGCAAAUCUAUUUUCUCUUUAUAUUGUUAAAAAAUUUAUUGCAUCAUGCACGCACAAUUGUAAAUUAAUCCCCAAUUGAAUAAAAUAAUUAAAUGCACUACAUACAAUUAAGAUAUGUCUAUCCUAAAUAAAUAAUCUUUAUCUUGUUGAAUUCAGAUAAUGUAUUAAUCUUUUGUAACUUAUCCAGGUCAUCAAGCAAAGUUUUAUAAUAUAUAAUGGUUCAGUCGUUGUUCCUAGUGUAUUAAAAAUAAAACUAAUAUUGGUUUAACUUUUUAUUUUAUUUUUAAGGCUCUUACUAAGUGAAGGGCCAAAACUAGCUUACUUAAGAAAAAUUAUGAUUCCUUAAUAUCCUAAGUGCUCAGUGUGAGUGUUUCAGUGAAUUGAUAUUGCUUUAGAAACAAAUUUAUUUAUUGUUCUGAACUUUAUUUUUUUUUUUAAAAAAAGCUUUAUGUAAAAUACAGAACAAUCACCAACUGUUCCAAAUUUUAAUUUUUACUUCUUUAAUAUUUUUUCCCUUUUGUUUUUAGUGCUUUUAUAUUUUGGAAUAAUAUUUGUUGUUUAUAAUUUCUGUUGAGAAAUAAAUCAGUUUAAAUUUGCAAUAUAAAAACAAUGAAACUCUCAACAUACAAAGAUUACAUCGGAAUAUAUAUUUUUUAAAUAUAAUAAUCAUAAUAAAAGUAAUAGUUUAAAGUUAAUCACAUGUUAACGAUAUCCAAUAAACUUUUUUGUAACUCAUUUUCAUGCAAGCUUAUUGUGAAAAAAUUUAGAAAAUAUUUUUUCUGUUACAUUUUCUAAGUCAGAAAUUCUUAAGCAAAUUUAAUCUGAACUCUCUUUUUAAAACUUGAUGGCAUUCCUUUAUGCAUUUAUCUCUUUUUCUUUUUGGUCAAAAAUGUUAUAGAAAAAAAUUUUGUUCUGUACUUUCAUAUCAGUAAUUAUAACUUAAAAGGUUUUGAAAAUCUUGGUAUUACCGUACUUUUCUACAUAAAUAAAAAAACUUUUCAGUUA